Mauremys reevesii (Reeves's turtle) is the source of this 2586-nucleotide messenger RNA. It is a transcript of the gene NIM1K, whose product is annotated as NIM1 serine/threonine protein kinase. The record is from RefSeq and is a predicted model, not a curated record. NCBI's taxonomy places the organism in Eukaryota, Metazoa, Chordata, Testudines, Geoemydidae. The transcript has 4 exons. Gene Ontology annotation, molecular function: protein serine/threonine kinase activity; tau-protein kinase activity; ATP binding. The coding region runs from base 1160 to 2470 and encodes 436 amino acids. Gene Ontology annotation, cellular component: cytoplasm. Gene Ontology annotation, biological process: microtubule cytoskeleton organization; protein phosphorylation; intracellular signal transduction.
CGCUUCCCACGGCGGAGCGGGUGCAAAGGCGGCUGGCUCCCCGCGGUGCUGCUGCACCGGGCCUCCCCGGGCUCCGCUUCGCCAUGCCCCGCGCGCGGCCCUCGGCCUUCCCCGGGGGCUGCCGCUCUAGCAGCUAGCCCGGCCUCCCGCUGCCCGGCGGCCCGCCCGCUCCCGGGUCUCCCCUCGCUCCCUCCCCGCGGCCUGCGAGCCAGCCUGGUGGCCCCGGCCGGCAGGGGGCGGCAAUGAGUGCCCCGCGCGGAACCAGCCUGGGGCAGCCCCGCAGCCUCGCUGCGCAGGAAGACAACGCGUCUUGCAAAAUUUUGAGAAGGCUCAAGGCUUUAAAGAGGGCUCGUCUAAAUAAAGGAGGGUUAAAGUGACAUUGCAGUUACUUAAUCCUGUGCUUUCCUUCCAUGUGACUCGAACAAGACUGAGGUGCAGCUUUUCUUUUUCCCGGUGCACAGAUUAUACUGCUCCUAGCAUCCUUCAGCAGCAGUUCUGCACAUCAAAGUAGCAAUGGAAAUUAAACAAAUCAGUGACAAGCAUUUUACAGCAGGGCUGCAAGGUAAAGGUCAGGCAUUUCCAAAUCACAGUGAAAAGCUUGGUGGCUGAAAAAUGAAUCAAAGGAAAAUCCAACUUUCAGCUUUUGGACUGAGCCUUGAACCAAGAAGGACUGCAUCAAAUCCUACCGAAGGUUAGCUGUUCGAAGUGAUCUGAAAGCUUUUGGACUUAUUCAAAGUAGUUAUUGAGCUACCAGUCUGAGGUGUGCCUGUCAGUGUUUUCAGGGCAGCAAAUUAGAACCUGAAAGUUAAAGAAGUGUCAAAUGUAUUGCAUUUGUUUGCACUCCAUUGAGAAUGGACUCUUUGCUUUUGUAUGUGUACAGUUUACAGCUUUAAUUAUCAAGCCUUUUUUAUCUUACAAAUAAGGAUUUAAAAUUGCUCACUGGAGGUUAAAAGACAAUUGGCUUUUAAUUUUACUUCUGAUUUUGGCUAGAACCAGCAAUAUAUAUAUGAUGGCAAAUUUGGUUGUUAAGUCAUUUCCACAUUGAUCUUUGGACCUCUGGCAAUUUUUGUUCAGGUUAUCACAAUUCUGUUAUGUCCAGGAUUGUAUUCCACUGGAACAGCUUAUUAAACCAAAUGGAAAUGUGAUUGCUCUGUGGACUAUGACAACAGGCUAUAUGAAUGGCGGAGGUCUUGGAAACCACCGAUAUGCCAGGUGGAAUCGUGAGGACAGCGGAGAGGACUACGGGCGGGCUGAGUGCUAUGGAGAAGAUGAGGAGGGCAGGAAGCGCAGGCUGACCCCAUUUGAGAAGCUAACCCAGGAUAUGUCCCAGGAUGAAAAGGUGGUGAAGGAAUUAACUCUGGGGAAGAGGAUUGGAUUCUAUCGAGUGAGAGGGGAAAUAGGGAGUGGGAAUUUCUCACAAGUGAAGCUUGGAAUUCAUUCUCUAACCAAAGAAAAAGUUGCAGUUAAGAUUUUGGACAAGACCAAGUUAGACCAGAAGACUCAACGCUUACUGUCCCGUGAAAUUUCCAGCAUGGAAAAACUGCACCACCCAAACAUUAUCAGACUUUACGAAGUGGUGGAAACACUGUCGAAACUGCACCUCGUGAUGGAGUAUGCAGGAGGUGGGGAACUCUUUGUUAAAAUCAGCACAGAGGGAAAGUUAGCAGAAAUGGAAAGUAAAUUAAUUUUCUCCCAGAUUGCAUCUGCUGUGAAGCACAUGCAUGAUAACAAUAUCAUUCACCGGGACUUGAAAGCAGAAAAUGUAUUCUAUACCAGUAACACCUGUGUGAAGGUGGGAGACUUCGGAUUCAGCACCAUAAGUAAAAAAGAGGAAACUUUAAACACUUUCUGUGGGUCUCCUCCUUAUGCUGCCCCUGAGCUCUUCCGAGAUGAAAACUAUGUUGGUGUUUAUGUGGACAUAUGGGCGCUAGGUAUCCUUUUAUAUUUUAUGACAACUGGUACAAUGCCAUUUCGUGCGGACACAGUGGCCAAACUGAAGAAGUGCAUUCUUGAUGGAACAUAUAGCCUGCCCCCAUACCUUUCAGACACUUGCCAGAAACUGAUCAGAGGAGUUCUUCAGCCAGUCCCAACUGCACGAUACACUAUUGAAUGUAUUAUGAAGAACGAAUGGAUGCAAGGGAUACAGCAUCCAAAAGCCUUGGACCCAUUUAAACUGGAUCCAAAGUAUUUAGCAGAGACUAGUACCCUCAAAGAGGAGGAAAUUGAAGUGAAAAAUACCUUGCAAGAUUUGGGAAUCACAGAAGAACACAUUCAAAAUAACCGUGGAAGAGAUUCUCGAAGCUCAAUAACUGGUAUCUACCGAAUUGUUUUGCACAGAGUGCAAAAGAAAAGAGCCCUGGAGAUUGUUCCUAUAGUCAUGCAACCAGAACCCAAAGAGCAGGAUUUAAAGAAAGGUCACAGUUCGUACCGUGGUAUCAGACAUACAUCCAAGUUGUGUUCAAUUUUAUGAAUUGCAUAUAGCAGACUUUACAUUCAGUAACUUUAACAAGGGGGUUUAUUCAUUUUACAGUAAGCUUUGAUGUUACAUUUUUGUAAUUUUUAAAUAAACCAAAACUGCCUUAAAUC